Molecule: messenger RNA, 3621 nt
Organism: Batrachochytrium dendrobatidis JAM81
Lineage: Eukaryota; Fungi; Chytridiomycota; Chytridiomycetes; Rhizophydiales
Exons: 11
Coding region: 1-3621 (1206 amino acids)
Molecular function (GO): phosphatase binding
Source: RefSeq, a predicted model, not a curated record
AUGGUUAAACCUGCAUCUAUUGCUAUCCAUUCAAAUCCUAUUCUGUCCAGACAACAAAGCAAUUUGACUGUAGCCGAUGUUCCAGUCGACCAUGUCCAAGAUACUUCUUUCCAGCUGGAUGUCUUAGGAACCAAUAUUUGGAAAUCACAAAUAGCAUCCAUCGAGCCAGUAAACGUACACCCUCUAAAUCUGGAUCAUACCAAUCAUUUGGAUUUGUCGAAUGCUCCUCUGGAAGAUAUGUUCCCAGUACAUAAUGUGACUUGUCCGAACCCAUACAGUCCUGUCCAUGUAGAGGAUAGAACGGAACAAUUAUCAAUAGAUGAUGCAUGUGCGACAGCUUGCAUCAACUAUGAUGAAAAAACAAUCUUUGUAGAUGACGAUACGGUUGAAUCGAGCACAACCAACUCUACAAAUAUGCAUCUCAAACGAAUCUACCUCAAGGUUUGGCGAUUGGAUACACUUGCAUGCAGAAUCAUCUCUCAAAAGACUUUGCUGUUGUUACGACACUGCUUUCGUCGUUGGAUACAUAGUACUGUUACACCCUCUACACAUCAGAUUCGCCAAUUGCCAACAAAUGUGGAAACCUUUGGUCAUGAAGACUGGCGAUUGAAUAUUCGGGCAACAGUGCACUUUAAGUUUGCAUUGUAUGGAAAAGUAUGGGCUGGAUGGACACUAUUUGUAAAAGAAAGGAAACGGCAAAAGUAUCUGGAAAUGCAAGCAAUAUCAUACGAUAAUGAAAAUAGGCUAGGCAUGGCUUUACAGGCUUGGAAAAUGUAUUCUCAACAUCGUUUUGCUCAUCGUCGACUAAAGAUGAUGGUUUUAUCAAAACAUUGGAAACUGGUGCUUUUGAAAAAGUUUCAGAUCUGGAGUGAUCGGUUUAAAAAACAAAGACUUGUAAAAUUUAACAAUAGCAUAGCAAGCAGGGUACGUAUAAAAAACCUUGAAGCCAAGUGUGUGAAAUUAUGGAGACUGGCUCUUGAUCGUCGACUCGAAUAUCGCCAUAAGAGCAUUACUGCUGGAAUUCACGCAACCCAGCGUAUACUAAAAUGGGCAUUUUUAAAAUGGCGCUUACGACUCUUUGACCGUGAACAGCAUCUAUCUCAAGAAAAGACAGCAGUAUGGUUUGACCAAUGCAGAGUGGCUCGAGUUGCUUUUCGGUGCUGGUAUAUAAAAUCGGAUAGAGCAAUAAAGGCUGGACAUUUCCAAAUUCGAAUUGAACGUGCUUUCCAUCGCCACUUAAUAACCACAAAAUGGUUAGUGUGGAGAUUACAGUUCAAUCAAAAGAAAUUAGUAAAAUUGCGAAUCAGUGCAUUUGCUUCUAUGUUUGAAAAGGAUGCCAAGUUGAAAGUAUUUCGUUGUCUUACUUCUUUGGUAUCUAUGCGAGCCUCUGCUGAAAAGUUUAGCAACCUACAGUGGGCACUCAAAGCAAUCCAUAUCAAAACCAAAAAGGACGAAAUUGCCAUGGUGCCUGGAGUAUCACACUACAAUAGCAAAUUACAAUGCCGGGGAUUCCAUAGCUGGCUUUUUUUAUUUCGCAGCUACAAACUGCAAAAAACUAUGAAACAACGUGCUAGUAACCAUUAUCAAUCUAUUACUUGUAGAAAAAUCUUGAACGCCUUUUCUCAGCAUGCACGUUUCUGCAAGCAAAAGGCCAAACUUGAUUCUAUUGCAGCUACUUUUUUAAACCAGUCACGCAUUGCAAGAUAUUUCUUGAUGUGGAUUCGUUUUAAAGAACAUUCAGAACUAGAGCGACGCAAACUAAAGCAUGCAAUCGAGUUUAGACAAAAUAAGAUGAUCUGGCGGGUAUGGAGCACGUUUGUCAAAAAUGUCCAGAUUUGUAAACAACAGCACGAGCAGCGUAUUAUGGUGGAAUCAUAUUACAAUAAGGUUUUGGCCCAAAAAAUGCUUUGUUUGUGGGUCCUAUAUACUCGCCUUGAAUCUAAAAAAAAGGUGCAUCAAGUGCAUGCUACUCGGUUUCGAUACUUUAGUAUGAUGCAUGGUGCAUUUCAAUUUUGGCACAAGCAUCAUAUUGGGAAACGACAGCAGCUCAUGCACUGGCGAUUUGCAAUUGCACACCAUGAUCGAACUGUGGCUUUGCGACAUUUACGAGCUUGGAAUACCAUGGCUACAUGGAUUACUUGGACACAUAUUCGUGCAUUUCACAAACGAAAAGAAAAUGAAUUAUGUGCAGACUGGAUUACAAAUAAGAGUAUAGAUUUGCUAUGUAAAUGUGUAAAGAGAUGGAAACAAGUGUACCAAAUGCGUGUUCAUUGGGCUGAACUGGACAGCUCUGCACAACAAGCAUAUCGAGCACGAUAUCAGCAUACUGCUUGGGGUAUUUGGCGUAGAUAUUAUAAACACAUGGUUUGGAUCAAGGUGACCGAUUCUAUGCAGAGCAAAUUCAGACAAAAGCAUCUUCUUAUCAAAACAUUCAAAGUGUGGAUGCACUCUCGUAGCAAUUGGCGCGGACUGUACUACCUAUCCCAUGUACAUCCCAUUACGUUUUGGGCAGUUUCUCUUUUACGAAAAGUGUUUGUUACUUGGCGAAACGAGGUUGAUCGACAGAAAUUAUUUAAAAAACGAUUGGAAAAUGCCAGAGAAUGGCAUGGUCAAGAAUUAAUCAGCGAAGGAAUGCGUUUAUUGCUACAGGUUGAACAACGAGAACGUGCUGACCGACUUUCAGCCAUCGCUUUUCAAGAUAGACCAGCAUGGUCUAAUUAUCAGUGGAAACUAGCUAGUAAAUAUGGCAGACGUUGGCGCAUUAAUUCAUAUUUAGCAAGCAGACAGCGUGGUAGCUCGGAUUUUAACUUGUACUGUCGAGAGAGGCUACUGGAUAGCUCUGCACAAGAUUUGGCCCACCAACUUCUCAUUUUGCCAAAGUAUACCCUGCAAUCAACUACUUCUGAAUUAGACUUUCAAACCAUUCAACAAUCCACAAACUCUGUGGAUGAUGGUGAGAAUUUCACAACUGAUUUACCUUUGGUCUGUGAUGAUACAGGCAAAAAAGAUUAUAGUGCACCAAGAUAUCCAGAGCUGAUUAAAUGCCGUCAACGACCAAAGCCGCGCGAACCUGACUUUCUGUUUGAUGCAGUGUCCUGCCAAUUUGUUCGGACUAAUCCACUUGUAGACACCAGCAACUCUACUACUGUUGUAGUGUCAGAUUCUCCAUCUGUCACCAACGAAUUACCAACAGUGUGUAAAUCUUUGCUUGUAGAUACAGAGUCCAGUUCAACUCAAUUGGUUGCAUCUCAACCCACCAUAAUAUCUGAGCCAAUCACUGCACCUCAGCCUGUUCAGUCGCCAUCUCUUACUGCUUUAGAAUUGGAAGAUAUUGGAGAAAUGAUUUCCAUUUACGAAGCUCAGCAGACCAAGUAUGCCCAAGUUGUAGCCCAACUGGUCUUGUUUGAAAAGGCUCUGGAAAGGUAUCUUGAUGGCGAUCAAGCUGUUUUAAGCGACCCAAGUUUCGGAUGUUCAACGGUGCUGAGUUUAUUUGAUCAAAUCAAACAUUUGAAGCAGUCGAAAUAUUCAUUUGAAAAAAAGGCGUAUACCAUGCGUAGCUCUGUUACUUUAUUACUCCAGCGUGUUCGCAGUGCAACUCGGAACCGGAUGAAUCAGUGUUAA